AUGGCGCCUCUCCCGAACCACUAUGCGCAAGCACUGGAACCGCACGAUUUCGGGCCCAAGUGCCGCCUCGCCCCCGUCGUCCGCCCCUUCACGCCGCACGACGGCGACGCUGUGCCGCCGGUCAAGGCUCAGUUCUUCUACACCUCGCUGAUACCCAUCGAUGAUCCCUUGUCGACCGCCACCAUCGCCGGUUCAUCGGACGCCAAGACCGCCAGCGUCAAGCCUCAGCCUUUCUCUGAAGGCGACAACAAUGCCCUCGAAAAGGCCUGGUUGAGCCUUGCUUCCGAUGAAUACCGCAGGAACCACAGCCAAGCGCGCCGCGACCGCAGUCCGAGUCCCUCACUAGCCGACCUCAACCUGGGCAGGCUGAGAGAGAUUAUCCACGAUCUGGCGGUCAAGCACAAGGAGAGACAUGCCCGCGAGGGACCCGCCACCGAGACGCUACAACAAGAUGUCGAAGCUAUUCCGGAUGCCGAAACUAUCCUGCCCUUGUGCUGCCCCGAUCUGCUCUCAGAUGUUGGCAUACAGCUGCGUGUUUCGUUUUGCGCCGUGGCCAGGAGGCGCCAAAGGGCACUGCACCGCGAGAGGGUGGCGCACGAGGUGAUGACCGAGAUGGAAAGACUCAGUACCGACGCGGCAGCUACAGUCAUGGGAGAGCACGAAGCCAACCCCGGCCCUCCGUCGAAUCGACCUAGAGCUGCAUCAUUAGCCCAUGCAACCCUGCCGGCGAAUCUCAGGGAGAACAUGCCACCGCCCGAGAAGAGUAGCUCCGGGUCGCGGCCAUCGAGCAGACGAGGGAUCGACACCGUCAGCCGCGAAACGUCUCGCGCAAGGUCUCAGUCGCAGUUGACGCCCCGUAGUUCUCUGCACGAGGGCACCCCGAUGCCCAUCAGACCAGCGGUCCCGGAUGACGGCAUCUCGGGGAAACCCUUCGUGAGGGUCGGCACCCCCGAAUCAACUCAGUUUUCCAUAGGUUCGCUCCCUCGUGCGACAGUGGAUGCUAAGCCUCCGGCUCCGGAAGAGCCAGUAGCUGAGAUGAAGCCACCCCAACCCCCCUCUGACAUGCCUGCGACCCUACCCGACAGAGGACGACGGAAAACAAGGAAGGACACAGCGACUGUACCCGUAGGAGUCUCGAGAUUGCAUGAAGUGUCCCUGCCUGCAUUGCAAAUGAAACCGAUAUACUGGUCGCCGGUCAAUGAUAUAGCCGCCGUGCUUCGGGCCACUUGGUUCUACAAAGAUACCAUGGAGCCUAUCGAUACCACCGUGGCCAAUCAGCUAGAGGCGGGAUAUCAAGAACUGAAACCGUAUUCGGAGACAUGGAAAGACGAGCUACGCUGUGCCGUCGAUGUCGGGCCUCUGGGAGAAGAAAAAGUCUCUCAUCCACUCUGGCCCGCUCCUCCUAAAGCAAAAGCCAAGACCAAGGGUGCACCACAGGAACCGAGUAUAUCCAGCAACCCGUUCUGCGCAGCUCGUUGUUUUAGAGGUGAAGCGGCAGCCCAGGGCAACUUGAUGCCCAUGUCGAAUGAGGACAACUCGGUAGAGGCUCCUUCCCAGCGCAAAUAUGGAGAAUACCAUGUCUUGUACAAAGACGACAAGACAGCGUUCCUGCUGAAGCCUGCUCUGAAGCCAUCGGCAUACUACGGAAGGCGUCCUGUAGCGAAGAUACUCAAGGGAGUCACCAUUGGUAUUCCCGUAGUGCGAGGAUUCGAUCUGGAGGCAUACAAGAAGGUGCACGCAAAGAAACAGCAGGCCUCAAAGGGACCCCAGGCGCGCUCGGCCGCGAGCCAGUCGCAGGAGAGUACGGGGCAGGAUGUUUGCCCCGCGUGUAAGCAUGACAAGGAGCGAGGGCAGGUCACUGAUCUAGUCCUCGUGGCACAUGGUAUCGGCCAGAAGCUGGCUGAGAGGGUGGAGAGCUUUCAUUUUACCCAUGCCAUCAACGCCUUCCGCAGGGCCAUCAACAUCGAGCUCGGGUCAGAUACAGUCAAAGAGGUGAUACGCGAAGGCCAGAAUGGCAUCAUGGUGCUGCCGGUCAAUUGGCGCCAAACCCUGUCUUUCGAGGAGGGCGGUCCCAUGAAGGAAGGCGACAAGGCAGAAUAUAUGCCCGAGGGUUUCGCCCUCAAGGACAUCGAGCCGAAGACUAUUCCGGCUGUGCGCGGCAUGAUCUCCGAUAUCAUGUUCGACAUUCCCUUCUACAUGUCACAUCAUAAGCCCAAGAUGAUCUCUGCACUGAUCGGGGAAGCCAACCGGGUGUACAGGCUCUGGUGUCGCAAUAAUCCAGGCUUUGCGAAACAUGGUCGCUUGCACCUGAUCGGCCAUUCCUUGGGCAGUGCAAUGGCUCUGGAGGUUCUAUCCAAGCAGCCUACUAUCACACCUCCACUCGACCUGGACACCGAGAUACGUCUCGACAGAUUCGAGUUUGACGUGAAGAACCUCUUCCUUCUGGGCAGCCCGGCGGCUUUCUUCCUGCUGCUGGAGCGGGGUGCUCUUAUCCCUCGAAAAGGGCGCCAGAAACCCGGGGCCGACCUCGCCAGCGUGUCCAAGGACGUCGCCGGCGAGGCCGGCCUCUUCGGCUGCCUGGCCGUCGACAACGUCUACAACGUGCUCGCGCGCGAGGACCCCGUCGCGUACCUCCUCAACGGGACCAUCGACCCCAAGUACGCCAGCAGCCUCAAGACGGCGUACGUGCCCAGCGUGACGACGACGCUGUUCCAGUCCAUGGGCCACGCGGUGCGGUCCAUGGUGCCCGGGGCGUCGGCGAGCGCGGCGGCGCACCCCGAGAACCCGGCCCUGGUCAAGCCGCCGCCGGCGCUGCGGCUGCCGUCGCAGCUCGAGCUCGAGGUGCACGACUUCACGCGCGAGGACAUGGCCGAGCAGAAGGCGUACCUGCUCAACGACAACGGCCAGAUCGACUACUUCCUGCGCUCCGGCGGCGGGCCCCUCGAGAUCCAGUACCUCAACAUGCUCGGCGCCCACUCGUCCUACUGGGCCAACCCGGACCUGAUCCGCAUGCUGUGCAUGGAGAUCGGCCGCAAGCCCGGCCGCGCCCACACGCUGCCCGCCAUGCGCGCGGUCAAGGCCGGCAAGAGAGCACUGCCCAACGGUACCUCGUGA
Molecule: messenger RNA, 3114 nt
Organism: Neoarthrinium moseri
Lineage: Eukaryota; Fungi; Ascomycota; Sordariomycetes; Amphisphaeriales; Apiosporaceae
Exons: 2
Coding region: 1-3114 (1037 amino acids)
Cellular component (GO): cytoplasm
Molecular function (GO): metal ion binding; glycerophospholipase activity
Source: RefSeq, a predicted model, not a curated record